Penicillium angulare is the source of this 1272-nucleotide messenger RNA. RefSeq lists its product as uncharacterized. The transcript has 2 exons. NCBI's taxonomy places the organism in Eukaryota, Fungi, Ascomycota, Eurotiomycetes, Eurotiales, Aspergillaceae. Gene Ontology annotation, cellular component: mitochondrion. The record is from RefSeq and is a predicted model, not a curated record. Gene Ontology annotation, molecular function: pyrimidine nucleotide transmembrane transporter activity. The coding region runs from base 1 to 1272 and encodes 423 amino acids. Gene Ontology annotation, biological process: pyrimidine nucleotide import into mitochondrion.
AUGAAAUCCGACGGCAAGGACAACACUGGCCCUGCCCAGAACCUCCUUGGGGCCUCGCAGAAUCCCCAUGACGAUAACGCUGCUCCUUAUGCUCCCGGCAAGCCCUCCGGCAAAGGACCGUCACACUCCGGUCCCACGAGUUGUUUAAAGAUUCUAUCCACAAAAAUUCCCGAUAGCUGGGUGGCUCCUCUAUGUGGUGGUGCGGCAGGUGUGGCCUCCGGAAUCGUGACUUGUCCCCUCGAUGUCAUCAAAACCAAGUUGCAGGCUCAGGGUGGCUUUGCGCGACGAAACGGAGCUCAAAUGGAGACGAAGGCGUUGUAUCGUGGCAUGAUGGGCACUGGGAGGGUGAUAUUUCGAGAGGACGGAAUCCGUGGCUUGUAUCAGGGGCUCGGACCGAUGUUGAUGGGAUAUCUUCCUACAUGGGCAAUCUAUCUGGCUCUCUACGACACAACGCGCGACUACUAUUUCGAAAAGACAGAUAUCCUGACUAUCAUUACAGAAAAUUGGUGGAUGUCUCGUGGAUUGGCUUCCCUAACUGCUGGAGCCUGUUCGACAAUUGCUACAAAUCCCAUUUGGGUCAUCAAGACAAGGCUCAUGUCACAAAGCCUCAAACAGAAUCACGAGGGGGCAAGAGCCCCAUGGCAGUACUCAGGGACAAUUGAUGCCGUGACGAAAAUGUAUCGAGUGGAAGGCAUUCGUUCAUUUUAUUCCGGGAUGUUGCCUGCUCUUUUGGGCCUCACUCACGUGGCCAUUCAAUUUCCCCUCUACGAACAUCUGAAGUUGGCUUUCACUGGCUAUUCAAUUGGAGAGCACCCAGAUAAUGGGAGCUCCCACUGGCUGGGUAUCUCCCUCGCUACCUUCAUCAGCAAAGUAUGCGCAAGCACGCUCACCUACCCUCACGAGGUGUUACGGACCCGACUACAAACCCAGCAACGCAACGCACCAGCUCCAUCACAUGAAGAAAUUGCUUUCCGCGGUGGCCUGAAUCAUCCUCAUGAUCGCGGUCGGCCUGUAGCAUCAUCCUCAGACGGAAUGUAUCUUGGCCCUCGCUACAAUGGCGUCAUUCAGACAUGCAAGACCAUUUUACAUGAAGAAGGGUGGCGUGCAUUUUAUUCUGGGAUAGGCACCAACCUUAUCCGGGCCGUCCCUGCUGCAAUGACAACGAUGCUCACUUAUGAGUAUCUCCGAAAGUACAUGCAUAAAAUUCAACAAGAGGGCCGGGAUGAGAUCAGGAGGGCGAAUGGGGGCGACGGAUCAAUUAUGAUUUGUUGA